Messenger RNA from Penicillium cataractarum, 1482 nucleotides. RefSeq names its product sterol esterase. The coding region runs from base 1 to 1482 and encodes 493 amino acids. The transcript is spliced from 3 exons. Gene Ontology annotation, biological process: lipid metabolic process. The record is from RefSeq and is a predicted model, not a curated record. Lineage: Eukaryota; Fungi; Ascomycota; Eurotiomycetes; Eurotiales; Aspergillaceae.
AUGGCGCGUGUUCCCCUGAUUGGGAGACUCUUCUGGUUCGAAUACCUGGCGCUUUUUGCGUCCUUGAUACUUGUUCUACUCGAAACUAUUAUUCAUCUGAUUACUUUUUGCCUUCCAACGCCGAUUAUCAGUUUCUGCUACGAACAAUCAAAAUCGAUUUUCAACAAGUUUAUCUCCACGGAGCCUCGAGAAAAGCGAACGAAAGAGGAAAUCUUCGCAGCCUCGAUCGCGGAGGCGUCGGAUUUCAUCGAGAUAUGCUCGCUUUUCGGGUAUGAAGCAGAGGAGCAUAUCGUCCAAACAGGAGACGGGUAUCUUCUUGGACUACACCGAUUGGCCUAUCGGAAGGGCGAAGAGAGUAUUAGAGUGAAUCAAGGUGCUGGUGGACUCAGCAAGAAAGUCGUUUACCUUCACCACGGCCUUCUCAUGUGCAGCGAGGUGUGGGUUGCCCUAACCGACGAACAGCGGUGUCUGCCCUUCCAGCUGGUUGAAAAGGGUUAUGAUGUGUGGCUUGGCAACAACCGUGGCAAUAAAUAUGCGAAGAAAUGCAUCCGAUUCUCGCCUGGCUCGCACGAGUUCUGGGACUUUUCGAUCGAUCAAUUCGCCUUUCAUGACAUUCCUGACAGCAUCGAGUACAUCCUUGGAGUGACCGGCCAGCCGUCAUUAUCCUAUAUUGGAUUCUCGCAAGGAACAGCCCAAGCUUUUGCAACACUUUCUAUUCAUCCCCUUCUGAACCAAAAGGUGGAUGUCUUUGUGGCACUUGCUCCUGCAAUGGCUCCUUCGGGGCUACGCAAUCGCAUUGUCGACUCUCUGAUGAAAGCAUCGCCUGAUUUCUUGUUCCUACUAUUUGGUCGACGCAGUAUAUUGUCAUCGACAACCAUGUGGCAAACCAUCCUAUACCCACCAAUCUACGUCCGCAUCAUCGAUAUGGCACUAUCAGCCCUGUUCAACUGGAAGUGCCGCAACAUCACCCGAACACAGAAAUUGGCCGCCUAUCUCCAUCUGUACUCCUUCACCAGCACCAAGUCCGUCGUGCACUGGUUCCAAAUCAUCCGCAACAAGAACUUCCAAUUCUUCGACGACGAAACUCACGCCCCCUUCAGCGUCGUCGCAAGUGAGCGUUUCUACAAGCCCGUCAAAUACCCGACUCGCAAUAUCAAAACUCCCAUCGUGCUCUUGUACGGCGGCAGUGACAGCCUCGUCGAUAUCAAUGUCAUGCUCCAGGGUUUGCCUCGUGGUACAGUCGCCAAGGCAAUUCCUACGUAUGAGCACCUUGACUUCCUGUGGGCCGAGGAUGUCGACCGCCAGGUGUUUGGUCAUGUCUUUGAUGCACUCGAGACGUAUAGUCACAGUGCGGUUGAUCCCACCGAGCCACCUCUGCUUGAGGUGCGUCAUGAUGGGAAGAUGCUCAUUGAUGGACGUGCUUCUAAUACUUCGGCGCCGCGAAUUCGUUCGAAGGAGACUCUAUUAAAUGGUGCUUCGUAA